UUUAAGUCGGUUCUUACACACUCUUGUCCCCUAGUGUUUAAAAACCAGAUGGCUACAUGACGUAAUAUACAUGCGACAAGGCAGGAAGAGAUUGCGUGAAGUGUACAGAGUGAUGCCCCUACAUAAGCAUCCACCUGCCAUAUGGAAAGCGCUAAAGCUAAAGGAAGGUAUCUAUGCGCGCCUGCCAGCACAUUACCUGAACUCCCUGAAUGAUACAGAAAAACCUACUCCAGUACAUUGGAAACCACAUGGGUUGAAGUACAGGAUAAAUCCAAAGACCGGGCAAAAAGAACGCGUUCAAGAUGUCCCAAUACUUCCCUAUUUUCCUCCAAGUGCCAAUGAAGGCCUUUGGGGGGGAGAAGGCUGGGUCUCUGGCUUUCGUUAUGCAAAUAAUGAUAAGCUCUCAACCAGAUUAAAGUGUGUUUGGAAGCCUCAGCUUUUUACUCGCCAGCUGUAUAGUGAGAUACUGGAUAAAACUUUUUCAAUCGAAGUCACAAUGGGAACUUUGGAUCUUAUUGAUGCUGCCUAUGGUUUUGAUUUUUAUAUCUUAAAGACUCCGAAGAGAGAUCUGUGUUCAAAACUAGGAAUGGAUUUAAAAAGAGCAAUGCUGUUACGCCUUGCAACCAAAGAUCAAAAGCUUUACCCCAAUGAUCCAGUAAAGAGGGAACAGAUUUAUAACAAGUACAAGGCAUUUGAAAUUCCACUAGAAGAAGCAGAAUGGGUCGGCUUGAGUUUGGAAGAAGCUGUAGAAAAGCAAAGACUUUUAGAAAAGAAAGACCCCACACCUGUGUUUAAAAUUGCUGUAGAUAAUCUUGUCAAGAAAAUAGUAUCCCAGAAACUAGAGGAACCAGCAGUGAUAGAGAGGAAAUCCUAAGGAUCAAUUUGAAAUCUUUUUUUGAUUGGUUAAUGGUGAAAGCGGUGUACCGUAAUCAGUUUGUAAGACUGAUUUGUAUUAUGCAACUGUUCAAUUCUCCUGUUGGUAAAAUAUGUAUGUUUAAUUUAAAACCGUAAAUAAACGAUCUUUGUAUAAA
Molecule: messenger RNA, 1031 nt
Organism: Pseudophryne corroboree (corroboree frog)
Lineage: Eukaryota; Metazoa; Chordata; Amphibia; Anura; Myobatrachidae
Gene: MRPL28
Product: mitochondrial ribosomal protein L28
Exons: 6
Coding region: 71-874 (267 amino acids)
Cellular component (GO): mitochondrial large ribosomal subunit
Molecular function (GO): structural constituent of ribosome
Source: RefSeq, a predicted model, not a curated record